AUGGAUCCAUCUAUCGACACGUGCUUUGCUUUUGUCAAGACUGCGAGGCAUCGCACUGUGAUACGUGAAGAGCGACUCGACAUUCUUCGUCUGCAUGCAUGGUUCCGCAGCCAAUACACUAAAGCUGCAUCGAAACAAGUUGCGGACGCUCUUGGUCGCAACCUCAACCUCGUGCAGGAUGUUUGGCAGGAGUACCAGGCCUCACAGACUGUGACUGCUGCUACUCCUGGUAACCGCACGACACACAUAACCAAAGUGCCACGCACGAAGCUGGUAACCCAGAUAGCCCAGCAGUUUGUACGGGACCGUCGCGCAACCAGAACGCGCACAACGGCUGUCGAGGUCAUGAUGUACCUCAAGGAGAUGUGUGUCCUCGACAUCGAUGUGGAUGCCAAGAAGCAGUUCGCAGCAUCGUAUCGUGCCGUGCAACGGUUCCUCAAGGCUCAAGGGUACAAGCGAGGCCGCCGAAUGGGCUCAUCGACAUACCACAUGUCCAAGGCCAACGCCCUUGCGCGCGACACGUAUGUGAAACUCAUGCAUCCUCACUCGACGGCUGCAACACGACCCAAUGUCGUGUAUACGGACGAAUCGUAUAUAUACCAUCACUACAAGUCCCACCAUCAAGACCUGUACGACCCAUCCGACGAGACCGACGUCCAGAGCAAGGAGAAGCACAAGGGUCGGCGAUAUUUUUUCGUUGCCAGGAUACUCGAUUCCCCAACGAUGGCCAGCAAGGUCAUGGCUCUCGACAUUUUCACCCGAGGGAAGUCCCGAGGAAAGGAGCCGAAAGAUUACCACGGCAUGUUCGAUCACGCAUACUACGUCAAGUGGUUCGGUCGCCUUCUGGACGAAAUGGAUGCUAGCGGGGUUACCAAAGCCCUCAUCGUACUCGACAACGCCAGGCACCACAAAGGCCUGCCCGAGUCAACACCUACGAGUGGACGUCGCAAGUCCAUUCUGCUGGAUGCAUGUCGUUUGUACGGUAUUCAAACCACUGGCAAGGAGUUCAAGAGUGAGCUGUGGGAUAUGCUGGCAUCUCACAUUAAAGCACACAUUCACCCCGUCAUCGUGGAAAUGGCCAAGCGUCGUGGGCAUUGCGUUGUGUACACUCCUCCCCAUCAUUCGGAUCUGCAGCCGAUUGCCAUUGUGAAGGGUGAGGUUGGUCGACAAUACACGGACAUGACGAAGUUCGCGGAUGUGAAAGUUCGCCUCGAAGCUGCAUUUGCCAACCUGAAACCAAAACUCCAUCAAAGGGUGUGUACGUGUUGCACAAGAGAAGUUGAAGAAGUUGCACGAGCAUCUUGUGCAAAUCGAUACACUCGUAUCCGAUGA
Molecule: messenger RNA, 1332 nt
Organism: Aphanomyces astaci
Lineage: Eukaryota; Oomycota; Saprolegniomycetes; Saprolegniales; Verrucalvaceae
Exons: 1
Coding region: 1-1332 (443 amino acids)
Molecular function (GO): nucleic acid binding
Source: RefSeq, a predicted model, not a curated record